AAUAAACUAAAUGACCUAAACAGAAGCAAUAAACUAAUAAAAUAAAUAAGUCAUACUAAGACUAAUUCAAAGUAAAACCACAUUGCAAUAUCCCAUGAAUUCAAUCCAAUUUUCCUUUAAUCAAAUACCUUCUUAUUUCUGAUUCUCUAAGCCCUCUCCCCCAACAAUAUUAUGUCUUCCAAAGUACCAUCAUUAACAGUGGAAAAUCUCUUCAAACCAACCCCCUUUUUUCACAUCAAACUAUGGAUUGUGAUUCUACUCAUUUUCUCCUUAGUAUUUUUGAUUAUCAUCUUCAUAUUUCUCUACUUUAUCCUAUGUAGUAGGCACAAACGUUACAGAGCUAGAUAUCGUAUCUCAUCUCCCAACGUUAGCCAAAAUGCUUACAACAACACUUCAUCCCUUGAUAGGAGACUCCUCACUCGUAACCUCUCCGAGUGCGAAAUGAUGGGCUUUAGAUAUGGGCCGGCUAUGUCAGCCCAAUGGUCAACUCGGACUAGCAGUGUUGCCAGUGAUGCUGAUUCGUUGGUGGCCCGGCCCAGAGAUGCAUGGAGGAAAAUGUUUAGUAUGAAUGAAAUUGAUGUGGCAACAAAUGGGUUCUCAAGAGCAAAUGUCAUUGGUAGUGGAGAAUAUGGAACUGUUUAUUGUGGUGUUUUGUUUGAUAAUACUCGUGUUGCUGUGAAAAAGCUACUCAUAAGCAGUUGCCAAGCCGAGGAAUUUAUUGCACAAAUGGAAGCAAUUGGACAUGUUAGACACAAAAACUUAGUGAGGCUACUUGGUUACUGUGUUGAAGGAGUUCACAGGAUACUUGUGUACGAAUAUGUAGACAAUAAGAAUUUGCAGCAUUGGCUUCAUCAAUGCCCUCAACAAAUCAGACUUAGUUGGAGCAUGAGGAUGAACAUAAUACAAGGAAUAGCAAAGGGAUUGGCUUACCUUCAUGAGGGCAUUGAACAAAAAAUUCUCCACAGAAGCUUAAAACCAAGUAACAUCAUGCUUGAUCACCAAUUCAAUCCAAAGAUUACUGAUUUUUGCAUUGCAAACUUCUUUGGGCCCCGGUGGGGAUAUACAGUCAUGGAAUCAUUAGGUUACUUAGCUCCGGAAUUUGAUGAUGAUGAUGAUGAUGAUGAUAAUGAAUCGUCUCCUAUAACAUUCAAUGAAAAACAUGAUGUUUAUAGCUUUGGAAUUCUUGUCAUGGAAAUCAUAACAGGGAGAGCCCCAAUAGAUCACCACCAUGAAUCUCAACCAUAUCUAGUGGAGUGGCUAAAAUCAAUGGUUGCAACGGAAAGAAGUGGUGAUGUGUUAGACCCAACAUUGGUAGAGCUGCCUUGUUCAAUAGAACUCAAAAGAAUUCUAUUGAUAGCUCUUCGUUGUGUUGAUGUUGAUGAGGAACACAGGCCUAAUAUGGGAGAUGUUAUUCAUAUGCUUCAGCCACGUGACUUGUUACUUCAACUUAAUCGUUAAUGAAGACAAUAUUGAUCCUCAUCUUAUGAUAUAUAAGAGCUAAUUUUAAUUAACUAUAAAUAUGUCCUUUUUGAUUUA
Messenger RNA from Cannabis sativa, 1536 nucleotides. RefSeq names its product probable serine/threonine-protein kinase At1g01540. Gene Ontology annotation, biological process: protein phosphorylation. Lineage: Eukaryota; Viridiplantae; Streptophyta; Magnoliopsida; Rosales; Cannabaceae. The transcript has 6 exons. Gene Ontology annotation, molecular function: protein kinase activity; ATP binding. The coding region runs from base 172 to 1458 and encodes 428 amino acids. The record is from RefSeq and is a predicted model, not a curated record.